This is a messenger RNA of Petromyzon marinus (sea lamprey), 2708 nucleotides long. RefSeq lists its product as uncharacterized. Lineage: Eukaryota; Metazoa; Chordata; Hyperoartia; Petromyzontiformes; Petromyzontidae. The record is from RefSeq and is a predicted model, not a curated record.
CUCCCCUAUCAGCACUAUGGAUUUAAAACCGGUGAAGAACGCCCGGGCGGAUCAAAUUGUUGAAUGCGUGGACGGUACCGACUUGGAUUAUCGUCACAACAACAACAAUAAUAAUACGACGACAAUAAUUAUAACAAUAACAACUAUUAGUCCUAGUUUCAGACUGUUAAAUAUUUUGUUUGUGUUAAUUAUAAUGACGAACGCGCCGACGCAAUCGAGGCUGCCGGUCUUGUGCAGGAACGCAGCGCCACAGAAGAGGGUCAUCUCAGAGCAGGCGAAAGGUGAGAUACCGCCUGAUAUCAAAAACAGCAAGAAGAAACGGUGGGACGUAAACACUCCAGCUGGACCGAAGGUUCAGGCCGCAAGCAAUAAAUCUAUCGACAAAAGUAAACUCUGCAAACCAAAGCCACCCGUUUUCGACACAGCCAUGCCCGCAUCCUUCUUGUUUACAAAGUCUGGCUUGCAGAUGGGAGUGAAGUUCAACACCCGUGGUCAGAGUACUACAGUUUCCAAGAAUCCAAAGAAGUUGAAACAUAAUUCACGGAGUGCUGCUGCCUUUGGUAUAUCAGCAUUGGUGAAGUCUGAGGCUGCACUCUUUGAAAAAACUGACCAGCAAAGUGCCACAAUUGAAGCAUUGGAAGGAGAAGUCAUUCAAUACCGGGCAGAGGUGCUGAAAUUUUCAGAAAAUGUCAAUCAACUGGAAAAGGAAAACCGUGAUUGCAACAGGAAGCUCUAUGAAUGCCAGGAGUUCCUCAAAAUCUUCCAUUUGGAUCCAGAGUCAGGCAAGCCAAUUGUUAAAGCCAUUUUGAAGAAAGAUCUGAACACCAACUCACGGAAAAACUGUAGAGAAGUCUUAUUACAACAAAGAAGAUUGAAUGAAAGACCAGAAACCACUAUUACAUCUCUGAAAGCAAUAUGUGACCAGGCACAGUCAAUGAUGUCAUCUACAGCCAAGAUACACGAAGACCACAUGCGUGCUAUGAAGAAUUUUAUGGCAAAAAUGGAAACACUACAGCAAGAGGUCAAUUCAGAUAACAGCAUACUAUAAAACGGUGCUGCUUGGCUAUCACUUUGUUAUAGCUUAUGACAUGUUUGCUUCUAGAUUUGAAGCUUUCGUGACUGCAAGGAUUCAUACUCUUUGGUUUUUUAGGUAAAGUCACAUAGGUAAAAUAAAAGAAAACUAAAUGAAAUCACGACGUUUCGGAGGCAACACAAGCUUCCGUCUUCAGGUGGAACAUGUUUGCUGUUUGGCACUGCAGGUCCUUUAAAACGUUUCACUUGAAGCGGAUGAAAAGUAUUGCCUGUUGUGGAAUGUCAUUGUUUAUUUCGGGUUUAGAUUUUUUAAAAAAUGCCAAGAAAGAUUUUGCACGACACCUGCUAUCCUGGGUUCAAAGUAUGAUGCGGUUUAGGUAUCCUUGCAAAAAUGUUAGAUUUAAAGAUGAAUGCAUACAGUUUAUUUUAUGUUAUCACUGAAGUUUCGUUUAUUAAAUUCCAGAUUUGUUGAACUGCAUCAUUUGCAUAUCAAUUGGCCAUAAACAAAACCCAAUAUUUAUAUUAUUUGGGUCUUUCGGUAAAGUCAUGUAGAUAGGUUCAAAGAAAAUAACAAAAAACUGACGUUUCGAUCGCACAAGCGGUCGUCUUCAGGAAAAGGGGGGUUAGCUUCCAAAGGCAAACUCUUAAGUACAAACUAUAAGGGUUUGAAAUGGGCGUAGUCCAAAUGUCAGCAACCAAUGUUCAUUCAAGUGGUGGGCAGCCAACUCGACGGUAGCUGGUUUUCCACCAAUCAAAGGGCUGCCAGGUGAAAAUUCGGAUGUUAAUGAGAGAUGAGCAUGUUAAUGGUAAAUCGCAGAGCCGCAACCGAGGGGUAAUCGGUGCGCGAAGUGGAUGUUGGUGUGAAGCUUGUGAAAUGGGCGUAAAGCACAACUAACAUCGGAAGGUGGUAGGAUGGGAACAUCAUAGCCAGUUUAUGAGCCUAAUUCUCACUUAUAUUUGACUGGCAAUAUCUUCAAUUGAUGUGUGAAACACUUGUAUGUAAUUGAGUUUAAGAAGGGAUCUCGGAGGUAGCUCCGUGAUAUAUGCGUCCAUGGGCUGUUUUCUCACAUGAAUAGUAGAAAUACUCUGAGGCAAACGAAUGUAUGCUGCCUCCUGAUAUUUGUAGCACAAUCUGGAUAUAAUUUGGGUAAAUGAAUGCAUUCUAUGAAUUAUGCAGAGUAUUUUUGUGUAGUAAGUUUCAGAAAGGCCAUGUUGGCAAAUGUGAUUGGUACAAUGACUUCAGCAUCUCAUUGAAAAUUAAGUAUUGUUUUACCGAAAUAACCAAGAAUAUGAAUCCCUGCAGUCACGAAAGCUUUAAAUCAAAACUUCACAUUCUAAUUGUAAAUUUAUGCUCACUCCAGCUUCCGCAGCUAUGGUAUUUGCAACAGUGCCUGUGUAUAAAGCAUCUGUCGAGGAACAAGUGUGUUUUAAACUUCGACAUGUACGUGUAAGAUUUGUUCUUGAUUAAUUGUCUGAAGCAGUGUGUUAUUGUGUAUCAUAAUGUAUAUUCGCUAUAUAUAUUUAAGCCUAUACUCUGGUUCUUUCGGUAAAGUCACGUAGGUAGAAAAAUAAAAAAGAACCAAGAGUGGAUUCCUGCAGUUACGAAAGCUUCAAAUCAAGAUAUGUUUUAUCCUGUAUAAUAUGCGAAUAAAGUUAUUGGCCUUAAUGGCUUGUAA